Messenger RNA from Argiope bruennichi, 801 nucleotides. RefSeq lists its product as uncharacterized. The record is from RefSeq and is a predicted model, not a curated record. NCBI's taxonomy places the organism in Eukaryota, Metazoa, Arthropoda, Arachnida, Araneae, Araneidae. The transcript has a single exon. The coding region runs from base 1 to 801 and encodes 266 amino acids.
AUGCCUCAUCACGGCAUUUACAAGGCUGAUAGUAGUACAACAAAGUUACGCGUAGUUUUCGAUGCCUCAGCUGCAUCUACUUCAGACGUAUCUUUGAAUAACUGUUUGCUAAAAGGAGGUGUUGUUCAAGAUGACUUGUUUUCAAUCUUAUUAAGAUUCCGAAAGCACAAGGUUGCAUUUACUGCUGAUGUCAUGAAAAUGUACAGACAGAUUUGGGUUAAUCCUGAGCAGUGUAAUUUUCAAUGCAUUCUUUGGAAAACCAGGAGUUCUGAGGAACCUUCAUUUUAUAAGCUUCUUACAGUUACAUACGGCACCAAAUCUGCUCCCUACUUAGCUACGAGAGUGCUAAACCAAUUAGCAAUAGAUGAGCAGCACAAAUUUCCUUUAGCAUCUGCUGUAACCUUAAAAGAUUUUUAUGUUGAUGAUGUUCUCUCUGGUGCAGAUGACGUUUCUACUGCAAUAAAAUUACAGCAAGAAUUGAUUUCUCUUCUAAAAGCUUGUGGCAUGGAUUUGCACAAAUGGUGUGCAAACAAUGAAAUGCUUUUAGAAUCUGUUCCAUCUGAAUAUCAAGGUUAUCAGUUUGGUGAUUCUGAUAAAAAUACAAUUAAAACACUUGGCUUGAAAUGGAAUCCAAAGGAAGACUGCUUUGGUUUCAAUGUCACUCCAUCAAUCAGCAUUCCCUCAAAGCGGACUGUUUUGACAGAUAUAGCUAAACUUUUUGAUCCACUUGGUCUUCUAGGACCAGUGACAGUAAAGGCAAAGAUCUUCCUCCAGAGAUUGUGGCUACACAAAAUUGAAUGA